Messenger RNA from Penicillium canariense, 1275 nucleotides. RefSeq names its product putative nucleoside hydrolase. Gene Ontology annotation, biological process: purine nucleoside catabolic process. NCBI's taxonomy places the organism in Eukaryota, Fungi, Ascomycota, Eurotiomycetes, Eurotiales, Aspergillaceae. Gene Ontology annotation, molecular function: purine nucleosidase activity. The record is from RefSeq and is a predicted model, not a curated record. Gene Ontology annotation, cellular component: cytosol. Bases 1 to 1275 code for a protein of 424 amino acids. The transcript has 6 exons.
AUGGUCUGCAAGAAGAUCAUCAUUGAUACCGAUCCCGGCAUUGAUGACAUCCUCGCCCUGCUGCUGGCGCUGUCCGCCCAGCCAGAAGAUGUCGAGGUGCUACUCAUCUCGUUGACCUUUGGUAACAUCGAGGUCAAGAACUGUCUCCGCAAUGUGGUCUCCAUGUUCCACAUCCUGGAGCGCGAGAUCCAGUGGCGUCGCGAGAAAGGCCGGCCUGAAGGCUUCGGCGCCAUGCGUGCUUUCCGUCCGGUAGUUGCCGUUGGCGCCGAAGAUCCAUUAGAGGAUCAGAAAAUGAUGGCUGAUUACUUCCACGGAACGGAUGGACUGGGGGGCAUCCACGCUAGUCACCCGCACCUCACUGCUAGCCAAGCUUGGGAGCAUCUCUUCGAUCCGGCGAUUGAUGCCGAUGGCAUUAAGACGGUCCAGACCGGCGCUGAUCCCGACGACCACUCGUUCAUUCCGUCCAAAGUCCCGGCUCAUAAAGAGAUCUUGCGGGUGCUGCGCGAGAAUGAGCCGGACACAGUGACCCUAGUUGCAGUCGGUCCGCUCACUAACCUCGCUUUGGCAUCUGCGGAAGACCCGGAGACCUUUCUGCGGGUGAAGGAGGUUGUCGUCAUGGGUGGCGCCGUCCACCAGCCCGGUAAUGUCACUCCGGUUGGCGAAUUCAACGCCUAUGCAGAUGCUUUUGCUGCCGCGCGGGUGUUUGCCCUAACAUCGCCCAACCCUAACUCGACACUGCCUCCUACGAAGAGCUCCUUGCUCCCACCAUACCCGGCCAAACUGAGUCGUCAAUUGACUCUCCGCCUCUUCCCACUAGAUAUCACUCUGCGACACAACCUAUCCCGCGGUGAGUUCCGCGCCGCUGUCAAACCCCUCCUCGAGGCUGGCUCCCCCCUGGCUGAAUGGGUGUCUGUGUUCAUGGCGCACGCCUUCAAGACCCUGGAAAGGAUGCAUCCAGGCCAUGUUGGUGAUGAUGCCCAGCUCAGUCUGCAUGAUCCGGUUUGCGUCUGGUACGCCCUAACCUCCGAAGACCCGCAUUGGGCCCCCUCGGCCACCUCGCCGGAGGACAUCCGUAUCGAGACAGUGGGUCAGUGGACGCGUGGGAUGUGCAUUAUUGACCGGAGGAACCGGCAUCCAAUUGAGGGCGACGAGGAGAGCUCGAAUGACCAUGGUCUUUGGCUGAGUCAACGUGCUGGUAAUCGUAUUUACCGGAUGGAUGAAUCGCCCGCGGAGACGACCUUUGGAACGAUCCUCAUUCAGAGGCUGUUUGGUUAG